This is a messenger RNA of Rubroshorea leprosula, 1083 nucleotides long. The record is from the annotation of a GenBank genome assembly. NCBI's taxonomy places the organism in Eukaryota, Viridiplantae, Streptophyta, Magnoliopsida, Malvales, Dipterocarpaceae.
GUUCUUGAAGAUGAUAUUAAUAACACCAUUGGGUGCUAGCUUCAGGUUGCCCCUCAAAUACAUCUCAGGUUUCAAUGGAUGGUAGACAUACAUUGCAGGAGGAGAGUCACUUCGGUUGUGAGAAUAUCACCUAAGGUAGUUUUGUCACACUUACAAAUAUUUCUCCUCUCAGAAUUCAAUGUCUCUGCUAUUACCUUUUGGUUGCUUUUAGAGUGGCAGUUUUGUAACAUUGCCUGGUCGACCUUAAGAAAUACUAAAAAUUCAGGUCCAAGGGUGUACUAUGAUGAUGAUGAUGUCCCUGUGGAGAUUUUGUAUUCAAGUGAGGAAUCUGAGGAGGAUGACUGGGAGAAAGAGGGGAGGAGAAAGAGGUUAAGGAAUGCUAAAGUGAGAGGUUCUGCAGCGAAGAAGCAGCAAAGUGAGAAGGUUAGGAUUAGGAAGGGGAAUAAUUCGGAUGGUUGUAAUGAUUUUGGUGGUGUCUACAGCUCCAGAGGGGCCACAAGUUGCAGAGUCUAGCAGAAGGGGGUUGGGAAUGCAAGGAGGCAAAUGAGGAAUGGAGCAAAGGAUUUGGGGAAGUUGGAUUUAAAUGUGGGGUUCAGUAGUGAGGUGGAAGAGCCAGCCAUAGGGUGGAGGGAAGGGAAUGGGGCUGGAUAUGGAGAGGAGGAUAAUAUUGAAGGAAAUGGGUAUUUUGAGGGUCUUGACGAGUUUUUGAGUAGCUUACCUAUACUUUCUGUUGUUGGAGAGGAUAUGGUUAAACUACUUAGUAAAGUAAGAACCUGGUGAUUGUUUUGUGCUGCUUUCUUGCAGUUUUGGUCGUAACUGUAUGUCUUAGCAUUGAAUCUUGAUUCUGCUGGAUAUUUGCAGCAUUUUUGUUUAGUUAUCAUUAUUAUCAUUUCUUGUGGUGUUUCUUCUUUUUCCUUUGAAAUGAAGGAUAGUGUAGGAGAAGAGAAGGUGCAGUGAAUGAAUAACCAACGCCCAUUCCUGAACUGAUGUUUUAAGUUCUGAGUUCAUUGCCUAGCUAAUGGGUAUAUUGAUGGUUAAAAUUUCAUUUUAGUUCUUCUAUUCUAAUAAAAAAUCUCUUUUUAG